Messenger RNA from Morchella importuna, 765 nucleotides. RefSeq lists its product as uncharacterized. The record is from RefSeq and is a predicted model, not a curated record. The transcript is spliced from 4 exons. Gene Ontology annotation, molecular function: copper ion binding. Lineage: Eukaryota; Fungi; Ascomycota; Pezizomycetes; Pezizales; Morchellaceae. Gene Ontology annotation, cellular component: mitochondrial inner membrane. The coding region runs from base 1 to 765 and encodes 254 amino acids.
AUGUCGCUCAUUAAAAGAGCUACGGCUGCGGGAUGGGCAUGUUCUAAUUGUACGGACAUGCUGUUGGGAAAACGGGCGGUGGAAUUGAGGCCGAGGUUCUUUUCGUCCACUUUGACAGCGAGAGCGGCGCCUGUUGGUCAGAACGCCAGUGCUGGUGGUGCGCCGAGGAAGAUUCCGAAUAUGAGAGACCAGUACAGAGCAAAAAACUCGAGUGGAUUAUAUUAUACUGCGAGUCUCGGGAUUGCCACUUUGACACUCGCCUAUGCCUCUGUCCCUCUCUACCGUGCCAUCUGCCAACGUACCGGCUUUGGCGGUACUCCCAUAACGGACCAGACCCGAUUCACCCCCGAAAAGUUGAUCCCACAACGACAGGCUAAACGUCUUCGUAUUACCUUCAAUGCCUCGGUCUCCGAUGUGCUUGAGUGGAAAUUCACCCCUCAGCAGCGCGAGGUCCGGGUGCUUCCUGGCGAGACGGCUCUGGCAUUCUAUAAGGCCAAGAACCUGAGUAAGGAGGAUAUAAUUGGUGUCGCUACAUAUAGCGUAACCCCGGGACAAGUGGCGCCGUAUUUUUCAAAGAUACAGUGUUUUUGUUUUGAAGAGCAAAAAUUGAAUGCAGGAGAAGAGGUGGAUAUGCCGGUUUUCUUUUUCAUAGAUCCUGAUUUCCUUGAAGACCCUCAAAUGAAGGGAAUUGAGACAGUCACGCUUUCAUAUACCUUCUUCAAAGCGAAAUAUGACGAUAACGGCGUCUUGCGGCCGACCCCUUGA